AAACGCUCAACAGUCAUGACUGGUCGCGGUAAAGGUGGUAAAGGUUUGGGCAAAGGUGGAGCCAAGCGUCAUAGGAAAGUACUACGAGACAACAUCCAAGGUAUCACCAAACCCGCUAUCAGGAGAUUGGCUAGGCGUGGAGGUGUCAAACGUAUUUCUGGCCUCAUUUACGAAGAAACUCGUGGAGUGUUGAAGGUGUUCCUGGAAAAUGUAAUCAGGGACGCUGUCACAUAUACCGAGCAUGCAAAGAGAAAAACUGUUACCGCCAUGGACGUAGUAUAUGCCCUCAAACGUCAAGGACGUACAUUGUACGGUUUCGGCGGUUGA
Molecule: messenger RNA, 327 nt
Organism: Coccinella septempunctata (seven-spotted ladybird)
Lineage: Eukaryota; Metazoa; Arthropoda; Insecta; Coleoptera; Coccinellidae
Product: histone H4
Exons: 1
Coding region: 16-327 (103 amino acids)
Biological process (GO): nucleosome assembly
Cellular component (GO): nucleosome
Molecular function (GO): structural constituent of chromatin; protein heterodimerization activity; DNA binding
Source: RefSeq, a predicted model, not a curated record